AUGACGUACUAUGAAGACCAGGAGCCUGAUGACUCUGAGUACAGCUCGCAGCCCAUACAGAAGUCGAAGGUUUCCUCAAGAAAGGUAGUGCGCGAGUUCUGGAUAGAGAAAAUCAUGGAGAGCCCUCGGAUAUUUGUCCUGCACAACUUGUUAAGUAAGGAGGAGUGUGAAAACCUCAGGGACCUUGGGAUAGCGAGGGGUAUGAAGAGAAAUGCUCAGUCUCCUGUCCUUGGCGAUGAUCCUCGGAAGCACGAGGUUGCAACGCUAGACUUCAAUGAGAAUGAUUUUGUCCGUCGCCUUGAAGACAAGCUCGCAAAUCUUACCCGAACCAGCUCGUCCCACGGGGAGGCGUUCCAAAUCAUCCGAUACGCCCAGAGCGACUUCUAUCCAGAGCACGUGGAUUACAUCGAUCCGGCAAAGAGCGAUUUGUUGGGGAAAGGCAAGAGCGAGAUAGCGACAGUGAUCAUCUACUUGAAGAGCGCAGACUCGGGAGGUGAAACCUUCUUCAACUCGGUGAACACCAAGAUCACGGUUGCUUCCGGGGACGCCAUCUUGUACACGGAUAGCCCGAUCUGCGUGCUGGCGACUGAACUUGCAUGACAGGUUGUGGAACAUCAAGAAGGACUUGACG
Guillardia theta CCMP2712 is the source of this 631-nucleotide messenger RNA. RefSeq lists its product as hypothetical. NCBI's taxonomy places the organism in Eukaryota, Cryptophyceae, Pyrenomonadales, Geminigeraceae. Gene Ontology annotation, cellular component: endoplasmic reticulum. The transcript is spliced from 3 exons. The record is from RefSeq and is a predicted model, not a curated record. Gene Ontology annotation, molecular function: procollagen-proline 4-dioxygenase activity; iron ion binding; L-ascorbic acid binding. Gene Ontology annotation, biological process: peptidyl-proline hydroxylation to 4-hydroxy-L-proline. The coding region runs from base 1 to 600 and encodes 199 amino acids.